UUCCAAACGACUGAUUCAUUUCUGCUUGUUCUGUAAUAGUACAUUUUGAAGUCGCAGUCACGACUGAUCGAUCUAUUUUUCCAAGAUCCGACACUUUCUGCUCUAGAGCCCCUCCACAAUGGACCCCAACAUGAACAACCUGCUCAAAUGGAGCAUCAAAGCUUCCACCGAGAACCGCGCCGACGAAGGUGACAACAACAGGGCUACUGCUGUUGCUGAUGGUACCACGCAGCCCUCCAGCGCCGCUUCGCGCGGUCUCAAUCCCGAGAUGCUUUCCGCGCUCUUCGGCGGUCCCACCGACGCCGACCUGAUGAAAGCCUCUAUGCAGGCACUGCGCUCCGACGAGGUGGAUCUCGAGAACAAGCUGAUCGCGUUCGACAACUUUGAGCAGCUGAUCGAGGGCAUCGACAAUGCCAACAACCUGGAGCCCUUGGGCCUGUGGACUCCUUUGGUGGAGUUGCUGCAGCACGAGGAGGCGGAGAUGAGACGCAUGGCGGCCUGGUGCAUUGGAACUGCGGUGCAGAAUAACGAGAAGGCACAGGAUAAGCUCGUCGUUCUCAACGCCCUUCCGAAGCUUGUGACGAUCUCCACCACCGAUUCCACCCCCAAUGUUCGCAAGAAGGCCAUCUACGCCAUCUCCUCCGCGGUCCGUAACUACCAACCUGCCAUGGAUGAAGUGACCAAGAGCCUGCCGGAGGGCUACUCCCGCGACAAGAUCGACGCUGGCGAUAUGGAUGCUGUGGAUGCGCUCAUGGAUAAGCUGCGCGCUCACCAGGUUGAGUCAGCGUGAGCGGCUUGGCUUUGAAGGCCGAGAUUACGGGCUUUGUCGCACACCCUGCACGAAUUCGCCACUAGCUGUACGUCCGUAAGG
Messenger RNA from Aspergillus japonicus CBS 114.51, 871 nucleotides. RefSeq names its product Hsp70 nucleotide exchange factor FES1 (gene fes1). The coding region runs from base 119 to 790 and encodes 223 amino acids. The transcript has 2 exons. The record is from RefSeq and is a predicted model, not a curated record. Lineage: Eukaryota; Fungi; Ascomycota; Eurotiomycetes; Eurotiales; Aspergillaceae.